This is a messenger RNA of Phodopus roborovskii (desert hamster), 2008 nucleotides long. It is a transcript of the gene Ednrb, whose product is annotated as endothelin receptor type B. Bases 261 to 1589 code for a protein of 442 amino acids. The record is from RefSeq and is a predicted model, not a curated record. Gene Ontology annotation, molecular function: endothelin receptor activity. The transcript is spliced from 7 exons. Lineage: Eukaryota; Metazoa; Chordata; Mammalia; Rodentia; Cricetidae. Gene Ontology annotation, biological process: G protein-coupled receptor signaling pathway; enteric nervous system development; vasoconstriction. Gene Ontology annotation, cellular component: membrane.
GCUGGGGAUUAAAACACAGCGAGCAGGGUCAGGAAGGAGACUGGAUGCGGGCGAACGGGUGGCGCGCGCCCAAGUUCCCCAUUGGCGCGCAAACUUAAGCUACUGCUACGCGGGUAGGGUAGUGGCGACAGGGCUAGUGAGUGUUUGCAGAGGCGUGGCCGGCGUAGCUGACAAAAGUGCCCUGUCUUCGUUUCCCUGUUGGUCUGCAGACUGAAAGCAGCGGAGCGGCUACCGGGACUCCCACUGGAGCAAGCUGUAACAUGCAUCCCCCGGCAAGUCAGUGCGGACGCGCCUUGGUGGCGCUGCUGCUGGCCUGUGGCUUGUUGGAAGUUUGGGGAGAGGAAAGAGGAUUCCCACCUGCCCAAGCCACACCGUCUCUUCUGGGGACUAGAGAGGUAAUGAUGCCACCCACCAAGACCUCCUGGGCGAGGGGUUCCAACUCCAGUCUGACGCGUUCCUCAGCACCUGCGGAGGUGACCAAAGGAGGGAGGGUGGCUGGAGUCCCGCCAAGAUCCUUCCCUCCUCCAUGCCAGCGAAAUACUGAGAUCAGCAAGACUUUUAAAUACAUCAACACGAUUGUGUCCUGCCUCGUGUUCGUGCUGGGCAUCAUCGGGAACUCCACGCUGCUGAGGAUCAUCUACAAGAACAAGUGUAUGCGAAAUGGUCCCAAUAUCCUGAUCGCCAGUCUGGCUCUGGGAGACCUACUACACAUCAUCAUCGACAUCCCCAUUAAUGUCUACAAGCUGCUUGCAGAAGAUUGGCCAUUUGGAGCUGAGAUGUGUAAGCUGGUGCCCUUCAUACAGAAGGCUUCUGUGGGAAUCACUGUGCUAAGUCUAUGUGCUCUAAGUAUUGACAGAUAUCGAGCUGUUGCUUCUUGGAGUCGAAUUAAAGGAAUUGGGGUUCCAAAAUGGACAGCAGUAGAAAUUGUUUUAAUUUGGGUUGUCUCUGUGGUUCUGGCUGUCCCUGAAGCCAUAGGUUUUGAUAUGAUUACGACAGACUACAAAGGAAAGUCUCUAAGGGUCUGCCUGCUUCAUCCAGUUCAGAAAACAGCCUUCAUGCAGUUCUACAGGACAGCCAAAGAUUGGUGGCUGUUCAGUUUCUACUUCUGCUUGCCACUAGCCAUCACGGCAAUCUUUUAUACCUUGAUGACCUGUGAGAUGCUGAGGAAGAAGAGUGGCAUGCAAAUCGCUUUAAAUGAUCACUUAAAGCAGAGACGAGAAGUGGCCAAAACCGUGUUCUGCCUGGUCCUCGUUUUUGCUCUCUGUUGGCUUCCCCUACACCUCAGCAGGAUUCUGAAGCUCACUCUUUAUGACCAGAGUGACCCUCACAGAUGUGAACUUUUGAGUUUUUUGUUGGUCUUGGACUACAUUGGUAUCAACAUGGCUUCUUUGAAUUCCUGCAUUAACCCAAUCGCUCUGUAUUUGGUGAGCAAAAGAUUCAAAAACUGCUUUAAGUCCUGCUUGUGUUGCUGGUGCCAAACGUUUGAGGAAAAGCAGUCCUUGGAGGAAAAGCAGUCCUGUUUGAAGUUCAAAGCUAACGAUCACGGAUAUGACAACUUCCGUUCCAGCAAUAAAUACAGCUCAUCUUGAAGGAAAGAAUAUUCGCUUAAUCUCAUUAUCCUUACUUUGAACAGAUAUCAUUAGAACAAAACUGAAACCUUUGCCAAAUCAAAUGGAGAACUGUUUGCAGAAAGGCAUGCAGAAAUGUAAGAGGGAUUAUUUUUAACGGUUGUAACUUUUAACGCCUGAUAUUUCAUGAGCUGUUUACAGCCUAAGAAAGCAAUGAAAAUGGAUGAAGCCUCUGUGGGAAAGCACUUAGAGUUUAGCCAGCACUUCAACACAGCUCUUACAAGCUCCCACUGUAUUUGUAUGCCACUUACAUUUAAAGAACAAGUUCACUGCAAACAUCUGUUCAGGGAUUUAGCAUCCAGUCAUAUGAACCAGAGAAAAGUAUGGCAUUGAAAAAAAAAAGUUUAAAAUAAACUUUCAAUUACUCAAUUUGAGACUUU